AUGAUUGUGUUGAAUUUCACGUUGAUUUGCAUGGGCACGGAAUAUAAUGAGAGUAAUCCAAUCGACAUCCAAAAUCGUGGACCUUAUGACUAUACACAAACUGAAAAAUCAUAUCUGAUGUGGGCAGUGGCUAUCGGAACACUAGUGGCCGCGUGGCCCUUUCAUUUGUUCUAUGAGCGUUACGGAACUCGAAUUGUGUUCUUCGUAGCAGGUAUGAUCUCAACCAUAUCGACGGCUGUUAUACCUUUUACAGCCGGCUACAGUUGGACCGCACUUCUCAUCGCUCGCUUUCUUCAGGGAAUCUCGUUCGGAGCAGAUUUCGCUGCAAUUGGUCUGAUUGUAGUCUACUGGGCCUCUCUCAAACAACAUGGAUUUUUCAUCUCGUUACUCUCUUCGUUUUCACAGUUGUCUGUAAUGUUUACGAUGCCCGUAGCGGGUGAGUUUUGUGAAUCAUCAUUCGGAUGGCCAGCAGUCUAUUAUGUUCAUGCAGCACUCAGUGGAAUUUUAUUCGCAGCUUGGUACUUCUACUAUAGAAAUAAUCCUGCAAAUCAUCCUUUAAUGACCGAAAUUGAACUAGAGAAAAUCCAACGCGGCAAAGAGGAAAUGAAAGAAAAGGAAUCGACCCCUGUCAAGGCAAGUUUGAACGCGAAUCCGCGAUGUAAUAAAGUAGCAAUUAUUCCAACCAUCUCUUAG
Messenger RNA from Angiostrongylus costaricensis, 693 nucleotides. The record is from the annotation of a GenBank genome assembly. NCBI's taxonomy places the organism in Eukaryota, Metazoa, Nematoda, Chromadorea, Rhabditida, Metastrongylidae.